AUGCAUUUACAAGAGUUUAACCUUGAGGUUUUAUUAAAUGAUCAACCUUUACCAGAAUAUAAUCUUCCGAUUGAUGUAUCCGAUUUAAAUAAGAAAUACGUUUCUUACGUCAUUGAUCCUUUAACACAAACAAAAAAAUACAGCGAUUUUACAACAUAUUUUCCAGUUAUAACCGCAGGAGAAGGCUACAAGAUUAAAAUUGAAGCUAAACAAGCGAAUCCGACCAACGUCAUAAUCUCUCGAUUAUAUAUAGAUGGACGAUUGGAUCCAACUCAACUACUUCAUCAACGAUCAAGUUCAAGGACGAGAUCGUUACCAAUCAAUUUUUUAAAAUCGGACAGCUCAAUCCCUAAACGACCAAAAGUACAAAAUAAAUAUCAAUAUGGAAAGCAUGGUUCUAUUACGAUAUGUUUUUUCAAGGGGAUUAUCGUUGAUGAAAAUUCAUUACAACAUCAAUCAGGAUUAGCAGAGAAUGAGGAUGUCGAUUAUACAACCGAAUUUGAUAUCAUGAACGCAAAUUUUCAACCUAAAACUGUAAUAAAAAUUGUUAAUUUAAAUCCUAUAGCUGAGUUACAUCUUCAUUAUCGUCCUGAGGAUUGGCUGACUAAUAGAGGAUUUUCGUUACCAAUUUUAAAUGGUGUCAAAGGAGGAAAGGAAGAGGGUGUGAAUUCAAUUACUGAAGAAGAAAAUAAAAUUUACGACCUCCCAAAGUUAUCUCAAGAGAUCACGAAAAUUGAAAACAUAAACGCGAAAAAAAUCGACGAAACUCUGGGAAUUAAAGAAAUUGGAAAUUAUGGAAUUUGA
Funneliformis geosporum is the source of this 804-nucleotide messenger RNA. The record is from the annotation of a GenBank genome assembly. Lineage: Eukaryota; Fungi; Glomeromycota; Glomeromycetes; Glomerales; Glomeraceae.